Molecule: messenger RNA, 2278 nt
Organism: Protobothrops mucrosquamatus (brown spotted pit viper)
Lineage: Eukaryota; Metazoa; Chordata; Lepidosauria; Squamata; Viperidae
Gene: NUP93
Product: nucleoporin 93
Exons: 19
Coding region: 83-2146 (687 amino acids)
Biological process (GO): protein import into nucleus; poly(A)+ mRNA export from nucleus
Cellular component (GO): nuclear pore
Molecular function (GO): structural constituent of nuclear pore
Source: RefSeq, a predicted model, not a curated record
AAAGGAUAAUGCUUUGCUGUCUGCCAUUGAAGAGUCCAGGAAACGGACCUUUGCUUUGGCAGAGGAAUAUCACCGGGAAUCAAUGCUGGUCGAGUGGGAACAGGUGAAGCAACGGAUCCUCCAUACGCUGCUGGCUUCUGGAGAAGACACUCUGGAUUUCACCCAGGAAACUGAGCCUAGUUAUGUCAGUGAGUUGCCUCCACCAGGUCGCAGUUCCCUGGAUAACACAGAGAUGGCAUAUGCCAGACAGAUUUAUAUGUACAAUGAGAAGAUUGUGAAUGGACAUCUUCAGCCUAAUUUGGUAGACCUCUGUGCUACUGUGGCAGAAUUGGAUGAUAAGAACAUUGCUGACUUGUGGGCCAUGGUGAAGCAAAUGACUGAUGUUCUACUGGUUCCUGCAAGCGACGCGUUGAAAAUACGGACAAGCAUGGAGGUGCAGAUGGAGUUUGUAAGGCAGGCCUUACAAUAUCUUGAGCAAAGCUACAAGAACUACACCUUGAUGACAGUCUUUGGAAAUUUGCACCAAGCCCAGCUGGGUGGAGUACCUGGAACCUAUCAGCUAGUCCGCAGUUUCUUAAACAUCAAACUUCCAGUGUCUGUUCCGGGGCUGCAGGACGGGGAAGUGGAAGGUCACCCAGUUUGGGCAAUCAUUUACUACUGCAUGCGAUGUGGGGACCUGAUGGCCGCCAUGCAAGUGGUUAACCUGGCUCAGCACCAGUUGGGAGAUUUCAAAACCUGGUUCCAGGAGUACAUGCACAGCAAAGACAAAAGGCUUUCUCCUGCCACCGAGAACAAAGUUCGCCUCCACUACAGACGGGCUUUGAGAAACAACACUGACCCUUACAAAAGAGCCGUGUAUUGUAUCAUAGGCCGGUGUGAUAUUGCUGAUAACCACAGCGAAGUUGCGGACAAAACCGAAGAUUAUCUUUGGCUGAAGCUGAAUCAAGUAUGCUUUGACGAGAACGGUUCUAGCGCACCGCAAGACAGGCUGACUUUGUCCCAAUUCCAGAAACAGCUGCUUGAAGAUUAUGGCGAGUCGCAUUUUGCCAUGAACCAGCAGCCCUUCCUCUACUUCCAAGUCUUGUUCCUCACCGCCCAAUUUGAAGCUGCCAUCGCUUUCCUUUUCCGCACCGAACGCUUGCGUUGCCAUGCGGUGCACGUGGCCUUGGUUCUCUUUGAACUGAAGCUGUUGCUGAAAUCUUCUGGGCAGACUGCACAACUCUUGAGCCAUGAGGCUGGUGAGCCUCCGGCCACGCGGCGUCUGAAUUUUGUCCGUCUCCUGAUGCUAUAUACCCGCAAGUUUGAGUCCACAGACCCCCGUGAAGCCUUGCAGUACUUCUAUUUUCUCAGGAAUGAGAAGGACAGCCAGGGCGAAAACAUGUUCCUGCGUUGUGUGAGCGAGCUGGUGAUUGAGAGCCGAGAGUUUGACAUGAUUCUUGGAAAACUGGAGAACGAUGGCAGUAGGAAGCCUGGAGUUAUUGACAAGUUUACCAGAGACACCAAGCCGAUUAUUAAUAAAGUGGCCUCAGUGGCAGAAAGCAAAGGAUUGUUUGAAGAAGCUGCCAAACUGUAUGACCUCGCCAAGAACCCCGACAAAGUCCUUGAGCUGAUGAACAAGUUGCUAAGCCCUGUGGUGUCUCAGGUCAGCGCUCCCCAGUCUAACAAGGAAAGGCUGAAGAACAUGGCCCAUGCCGUUGCGGAGAGGUAUAAAGCACAAGGAAUAAGUUCCAAGAAGCCAAUGGACUCAACCUUCUAUCUCCUGUUAGACCUGAUCACCUUUUUUGAUGAGUAUCACGCUGGCCAUAUCGACCGGGCCUUUGAGAUCAUUGAGCAGCUAAAAUUAGUUCCACUGAGUCAAGAGUACGUGGAAGAGCGAGUCGCAGCCUUCAGGCAUUUCAGCGACGAAAUCAGGCACAAUUUGUCAGAGGUGCUGCUUGCCACAAUGAAUAUCUUGUUUACCCAGUAUAAGAGGUUGAAAUGUGCCAGCCCAGCCACGCCUGCUAGGCCCACCCGGGUCAGUGAGGACCGAGAUUCGCAACUCCGAUCUCAAGCUCGGGCACUCAUCACCUUCGCCGGGAUGAUCCCCUACAGAACGUCAGGGGACACCAACGCUCGGCUAGUCCAGAUGGAGGUUCUCAUGAACUAACUAGGCAGGGAAGUGGGUUCUUUUGCGCGCACGUUGAAAGGGUGAUGGUGACGGGCCUCCGGUUUAAUUUUCGUUUUCUUUUUUUGUACGCAUUUCCCCUCCAGCCCAAUAAAUAAUUUCUUUGGAUUUAUA